Ailuropoda melanoleuca (giant panda) is the source of this 2328-nucleotide messenger RNA. RefSeq names its product tripartite motif-containing protein 15. NCBI's taxonomy places the organism in Eukaryota, Metazoa, Chordata, Mammalia, Carnivora, Ursidae. Gene Ontology annotation, molecular function: zinc ion binding. The record is from RefSeq and is a predicted model, not a curated record. The transcript is spliced from 7 exons. Bases 659 to 2044 code for a protein of 461 amino acids.
UUACAGGAAAUGUGCUUACUACAGCUCUCAUGUCUUGGGCUCAGGUUUCUAAAUUUCAGGGACAUAAAUCGUUUGUAUUACAGUUUCUUGCCUUCUCCCACCUGAAAUUAGAAACUGAGGUCGACCCUGUCUGGGGGCACUGGCUCCGGAGCUGGUGGCAGCAGAGGAGGAGGCCAGCCUGCGCGGCCGAGGAAAGCGAGGGAAGGAGGUGGAGGAGAGGCCGGGACAGCGCCUCCCGCGCGGUCUGGACUUUGACGCCGGGAGCACACCCCAGAGCCAGAGGUAGACAGCUCCCACCUGCUCUGGGGCCACAGCGGUCAAGGGUGGUUCUGAGAAACUCACCUCCCUGUGAGCUCAUGGAUGCUGGGCUCCCCAGCCCGGGGACAGAAGGGGACAGAAGGAGUGGAGACUGGGCUGACCAGGCCCCUGCUGGGAAAUGCUGGGUCAGUCCACGUGCCCCGGAGUUUGAACCCGCUCAGCUGAUGGGUGGUGGCCAGGUGGCACCUGAUGGCUUCCCAGGCGGAACCCUCCUGUUUCUUCUCUGAGCCUCCUAUUGUGUUCCCUCCAUGACUCACACAGAAGUGACGAAUUUCAGGGACAGGGGCUUUGUGUGGCCUGAAGCAGAGGCCUUUGUGGACAGGGCGGGGAUGGCACCAGGAUGCCCUCCAUGCCGUCCCAGGAGGAGAACCCCUGUCCUGGCUGCAUGGGACCCCUGAAGGAUGCAGUGACCGGCACCUGUGGACACAUCUUCUCCCAGUCACGCCUCCUCCCGCCAUCCCAGAUGGGGGCCCAGCCCUCCUGCCAGGUCCUGCUGUGUGUGCUCUGCAAGGAGAAGGAGCCCACGAAGCCUCUCGUGGUCCCUGUGCCCCUGGGCCCUCUGGGGGAAACAUGCUGUGAGGAACAUGGUGAGAAGGUUUACUUCUUCUGCAAGACUGACGCGGAGUUCCUCUGUGUGGCCUGUCGGGAGGGCCCCUCCCACCGCACCCACACAGUGGGCGUCCUGGACGGGGCCGCUCAACCGUACUGGGACCAUUUCCGGAGUCAGAUGGAAGCUCGGAGCUUGGAGAAAAAACAGAUGGAGGGCACACGGAGGCGGGAAAACGAGAAGCUCCAAGAACUUCUGACUCACAUGGACGGCAAGAAGCAGCAGGUGGACGAGGCGUUCAGGCGGCUGCGGCAGGAGCUGGCGGACCACCAGUGUCUCCUGCAGGCCAGGCUGAGGAAGCUGGAGCAGCAGAUCCGUGUGGAGGGAGAGGCAUACACCUCCACGCUGUCCGAGGAGAUCGCUGGGCUUGGAGCCCAGGUCCAGGCACUGGGGGAGCAGCUCCAGCGGCCUGUGAGUGCCCUGCUGCAGGAUGUCAGAGCCAACCCGAGCAGGUAUGAGACAAAGACUUUUGUGACUCCGGAGACCAUUUCUCCAGACCUUGUCAAGAAGAUCCGGGAUCUCCACGGGAAAAUACUCCCCCUCCCAGAGAUGCUGAGGACCUUCUCAGAAACCUGGCGCAUUACCUGGACACAGACUCAGGGGCCGUGUCGCUGGACCCUGGGACCGCCCGCUGGAGCCCGGGCCUCCCCGACGACAGGAAGCCGGCGAGGCUCACCCAGGACAAGCAGGACCUGCCGCACAGCUCCCUGCGCCCCCAGGGGGUCCCGGCGGCGCGGGGCUCCCCCGGCUGCCCUUCGGGGCGCCAUCCCCGGCCCGGAGCCAGCGGGGAGGCGGUGGGCGUGGCGGGCGAGGAGGCGGGCAGCGAGGGGGCGGGGCCCGAGCUCAGACCCCGGCGUCCGGGCCUGGAGGGCCUCGCACCUGCGGCUCCGGGCGCGCACCUGCCGGACUCCGCCCCGCCGCGGAGCGGGACCCCGCCUUCGCCGCCUGCUUCCGGGCAGACCCCCCUGCUUGGCGGUCUGGGAAACCGGUUCCAGCUUGACUGAGCGGAGGCGGGGGGCGUCCAAGCGGCGCUGCGGCGGCUCUCCGCCGAGCUGGGCCCCGGAGACCCAGGGGCUGCUCCCGCACGAGGGCAAUGCGGGCGAGCCCGCGGGCUUUUGAAAAACAGAACAAAACACCGCUACAAUAAAAACUGCUACAGCUCCGGAAAUAAUCAUCACGGGGAAAAGCAGAACUUCGUCGGGCUUGCAGUCAUUAAUCCCGUGCUUCCAUCUCCACAGGGCGCAGGGCCUCUUCCUCCAGCUCGGGGUGGACCCUGCCCUCCCCCUUCUGACAUUUAGGCCGUGUUUCCUCCUUGCAGAGGAUGUGUAAUAAAGUGCAGGAACCAGCCAGACUUCUGCAUGUCCUGCGUCUAAUGUGCGGAAAGUCAGUGGCAGCUCCGGGAC